UGACCCUUCUGGACACCUAAGGGUCAUUGUUUACGUCCAUCAUUGCCUGCCACUUGUGCCUGUCUGCUUCUUCACGUCGGCAGGGCUGCAGAGCUGUAAAAGGUGAGCAGAAGUCCGGGAAACCAUCACCUCACUGCACGCUCGACUUCUUCCAUCUUCCAGGGGGAAUACUUGCGGAUUUUCUUUAUGGACAAAUAAUUUCUCUGUAGUCAGUCAUGUACAGCUCCAGCUACUCUCGGGCCAAACUGAGCCCAGGGGUAAGGCACCUGAACAAGUCCAAAGCGAAGAGCUGCGGCUACUACAUGAGGAUCGUCUUCCUCUUUUCUUCUCUCAUCCAGUCGCUCAUCAUCGUCAGCUUGGUGCUUUUUGUCAUCUACGGACAGCCGGAGAAGACUGCAGCAGAUAAAAGGGUCAAGGAGCUGGAGCUGGGCUUCAAUAAACUGAGUGACAACAACAUCGAGCUGAGGAAGGAGAAAAGUAAGCUGGAAGCUCAGCUGAAGGCUCGCGCUGAGGAGAGAGCAGCUCUGGAGAAAGAGAUGGCGAAGCAGCAGAUUGAUGCCAACAAGACGGAGCAGGAUCUGAAGAAAAAGUCUGAGGACUGCAACAGGUUACUGAACCUAGCACGGCGCCCCCUCCCUCCGAUACAGCCCCAUAUCACUAGAAGCAGCACGAGCAGCGAGCUGAGUAAUCUGAAGAGACUCUACGAUCAGCAGGAGGCCAAGCUGGACGUCGUCAACUCAAACUUCACCCAGACGGUGCAGAAUCUGCGGGAUGAGUUAGACACAGCCGUCAAAGACCGAACGCGCCUCAACGACGAGGUGGUGGAGCUGCGGCGCGACAACACCUUUCUCAGGGAGCAGCACGCCUUGUACACCAGCAAGUGCAAAGAGGACUUUGCAAAUUCUCUAGAAGGCAUCACGACGGUGACCAGAGAAUUCUUGGACCGGAUUAACAAACUGUUUCCUCACCAGCUCACCUUUCACCUCACCUGCAGCAGCCAGCGGGAGCACAUGGACAAGAUCAAAAACAGCUGCACGAACCUGUCCAGAGACGUGGAGAACAAGUUCCAGGUUUAUCUCGACAAUGUGGGGAAAAUGGUGUCUGAAAUUCAAGAAAAGUCCAGUCAGCUGGAAGUGAAAAACAAACACUUAAUCUCCGACUUCGAGGAGUGUCAACGCAAUCACUCAGAGUUUGUUGAAAAAACGUCCAAACAGUCGCAGAUCGCACAAAAAGCUCAUGAUGAUAAGGUUGAGAAAUUACUGCAGGAGAAGGAAGAACUGAGACAACAACUGUCCAAUAUGAAGCCCGGCGCUAAACCUGCAGGCUUUCAGGCGUCCUCGCUGCAGGGCAGACACACUCCAACUAACUGGACUUCUGUAGGAAUAACCGGCAUCUUCAAAGCUCCAACGGUGAAAUGAAAUAAUGCGUCCUGGUGGUCAGAGAGAGGAGAGAGGCAAAUCCAGCCCACAGCGCUCAGGACGUUGUUUUUUAAAGCCUGUGUAUAUACUAGAGUGUGCAGAUGCUUUGCCUCCAUAUAGUAACUGCAUCGUGUGUUUUUGAACUUCUGCUCUGAAGCAUUGUACCCAGGUAAAUGUAAGAAGUAGGUGUGCAUGUGUCCUUUUGUGUGUCUCUCUGUGCAGGUAGAAAAACUGACUCUGGAAAAAUACUUUUGUUUGCUGACGAUGAAAUUUCGUCCCGCUGACAUUAAAAAUGUAACAAAGACUCAGACAACAGCUGCUCACUGGGCUGUGAGAAACAGACUAGUCUUAAAAUAGCAACUGUUAAGUGUCCCAGUGGCGAGAUGCUAACGUAGCCUGGAUGACAGUACAGACGUCCAUUAAGUCAUAAACACGUGGUCACGUCAGCCGAGUCGCUCGAAGUCGUAAACACUGGAUGUCAAAAAGAGGAAUCAUGAAUUUGACUGAAAACACUUUGUUUUGAUGAUCAGCUUAAAGAAAAGAAAGAAAAACAGCUGAGUCUUCAUGAACUGUCCCAGUUUCGGUGCUGUUUUCAGGCUUUACUGCUUCCUUUUCUCGUCAUAAGCAGGCUGAGCACGUCCGGUCUGUGGCAGGAAACAGAAGCCUGCUUUUAUGAUUAUUGUGGAUCCGUUUGGACAUGAAAAAGAUGUCAGGAAAACAACAGAAACACAGUGAAAAGUCGUGUUAUUUGCAGUGUUUUCAACUUCUGACUGAAGACUGUUUCAUGGCUACUAUUCAUGUAAAUACUGUAUAUUUAAUAAAAGAAUAAACAACCAUUUGAUGUUAA
Maylandia zebra (zebra mbuna) is the source of this 2265-nucleotide messenger RNA. It is a transcript of the gene plvapb, whose product is annotated as plasmalemma vesicle associated protein b. The record is from RefSeq and is a predicted model, not a curated record. Gene Ontology annotation, biological process: positive regulation of cellular extravasation; regulation of vascular permeability. Lineage: Eukaryota; Metazoa; Chordata; Actinopteri; Cichliformes; Cichlidae.